Messenger RNA from Drosophila hydei, 1898 nucleotides. Its product is annotated as monocarboxylate transporter 13. Lineage: Eukaryota; Metazoa; Arthropoda; Insecta; Diptera; Drosophilidae. Gene Ontology annotation, molecular function: monocarboxylic acid transmembrane transporter activity. Gene Ontology annotation, biological process: monocarboxylic acid transport; transmembrane transport. The transcript is spliced from 4 exons. The coding region runs from base 392 to 1822 and encodes 476 amino acids. The record is from RefSeq and is a predicted model, not a curated record.
GUUAACAUAAUACACCAACGAUCUAUUGGCGCCAAAUCAUUGAUGUUCAAAAGUAGUACUCAUAUUUUGUAAAUAAUCAUUGCGCUGCUUGAUGAAUCGCUGCCGCCGCCUAUAAAGAGUGCAGCCCAACAGCCGGCAAGACCAAACAUCUUUAGCUCGUCAAGCUACAAAGUGCUAUUUAAGGGAUACAAAAAGUAAACAAAGCUAAGAAAUUUGCAGACAAUAAAAUUGUGUAUAAAGUGUAAAAUAAAAAGGAUAAAAGCAAAGCAGCUCUUUUUAUAUAUGUUUACAUAUAUGGUGGAUCAUCUAUAGAGGGAAUUCCGCUUCAGCUUCAGCUCUAGAUCAAGUGUUCGGAUCAGCUCUUCAUUAGCAGAUUUGCAAAUUUGCCGAAAUGGACGUACAAGCUGGACGCACUGUACCGGAUGGCGGCUGGGGCUGGGUAGUGGUUGCCGCUGUGGCUGUCAUUAAUAUGACCAACCAGUCUAUACUGUCGGUCUUUGGACUACUGUUUGAGGGUCAGUUGCGCAUGCAUGAGGACACCUUUACGGCUGCACUCAUAACAAAUCUCAACAGUUUGGCUUUAAACUUUUCUGGCUUGUUCAUUGGGCCGGCCAUUAAGAGCUUUAAGCCAAGGAAUGUGGCUGCCACUGGGUGCCUAUUGGUAUCCAUUGGCUUGACUUUGUGCUCCUUUGCCACAGAGAGUUGGCAUUUUAUAGUGGGCUACAGUUUCUUUGUCGGCUUUGGCUUGGGAUUGAUAUCACCAUCCACUUUCAUGGCCAUAAACUCGUACUUCAGCAGCAAGCGAGGACGUGCCGUAGGCGUCUCCUUAGCGGGCGCUGGCGUGGGUCAAGUCUUCAUUCCUCACAUGGUGCGAUAUUUCCUAGAGAAUUAUGGCUUCCGCAGUGCUGUACUUGCUAUGGCUGCUCUCUCGCUGACUGGGCUGCUUGGUGCUAUUUUUCUACGGCCACUGAAUCCAUUAGUUAGUCACAACAACCACAAGCAUCUGACACUAAUAGCGGAUAAGGAAGACAAGAAGCAAAGCAAAGAUUUGCAGGCAAUCAUCGUGCUGCCGGCACAGACUAAUAACGCACUGAAGCCAGCGGAAUUGAAAGAGGAUAGCUCAAUGUGCAGCAAAAUGGGCCAUCGUUUGGCACAGGCCAUGGACUUGGAACUGCUUAAGGAUAUUGUGUUCUGGAGCAUUAUUGUGGGCAUGGCUCUGGUUUACACAGCUACAAUCAACUUUACACUCGUCUUCCCCAAUUUCCUAAAGCACACCGCCGGCUUUGACAGCAAAUCGGUAGCUACAUGCAUGUCGGUAGUAGCUGGUGCCGAUAUCGUCUUCCGCCUGCUCUUGCCCUGCAUCACUGAUAGACUGAGAAUACCAUAUCGUGUGGUAUUUUUGCUGGGCAUAGUAGGCUUACUGGUUGCACGCCUUCUGCUGGUUCAGACGACCAGCUUGCCGCUUAUUAUCGCCAUGUCUGUGCAAGUGGGCAUGACCAAGUCGGCCACCGUGAUCAACAACAAUUUGACUAUAUCGGCAUAUUGUCGCUCCGAGAAACUAGCUGGCGGCCUAGGACUCAGCAUGAUAGCAAAGGGAAUAAUAGUAAUAAUUGUUGGUCAGCUGCUUGGCUGGGUACGCGAUUAUUCCAAGUCCUACGUCAUUUGUUUGUAUGCGCAAAGCGUGGUGCUGCUUCUGGUCGUGGUUGUGUGGACGCCAGAGAUCUAUUAUCGCUACAGAAAGCAGAAGCAUCACACAUCAAAAUCCAUGGAAACCACCUAUAUGCCUACCGAACAAGGGGAGCCUUUGAAUUCUCGAGCAUAAUUGGAAAAUUUGUAUUUGAAUUUAUUUUAAGGAUGUGAUACCAAAGCGUUGUGACUACAGGAGCUAUUUUUGUCUU